Molecule: messenger RNA, 1149 nt
Organism: Penicillium taxi
Lineage: Eukaryota; Fungi; Ascomycota; Eurotiomycetes; Eurotiales; Aspergillaceae
Product: RING finger domain protein
Exons: 2
Coding region: 1-1149 (382 amino acids)
Biological process (GO): protein monoubiquitination; protein polyubiquitination
Molecular function (GO): ubiquitin protein ligase activity
Source: RefSeq, a predicted model, not a curated record
AUGGCAAGAGAUCUGCAACAGGUCCUUCAAAAAACCCUUAAUGAGGUUGUGAAUGAAGAUGCCGAGGGCAAUCCAUGUGUUAUAUGCCUUGAAUCUAUCACAGAGCCUACCGUUGCUAAACCUUGUAAUCAUACCAACUUUGAUUAUCUAUGCCUGAUCAACUGGCUAGAGCAACGGCCUCACUGUCCUUUGUGUAACGCACAAAUCAAGUCAGUCCAAUAUGACCUGAAAACACCAAGUCCGAAGACAUACAAUGUCCCUAUCACGGAGCCAGUAAAAGGUCAAGGCCAACGUUCAUCAUUUCCACAUCCACGAGCACGUACCAGCAGGCCACGACCUGUUCCCCGUCAAACACCACUACCGAGUGAUUCUUUAUCAGUGAGGCGCAAUGUUUAUGCCAAUCAGCUGUAUUCCCUGCGCGUUGGAACAAAUCGCCUUUCGCAAUAUAAUGAAGUGCUCCCAGAAUAUUUCAACCGUGACGAGGCACUUGUAUCGCGUGCUAGAAAAUGGAUUCGUCGGGAGCUCCAAGUCUUCUCCUUUUUGAACCCUGAGCCUGAGAGAGAUGAAACGUCUCUGAACAAUGUGCCUCGCCCAGGACAACAACGACUGGAGAAUCGUCGGGCAAAUAAUGCCGAGUUUCUACUUGAAUAUAUCAUUGCGAUUCUGCGUACAGUGGAUAUUAAAGACAGUGCUGGACAGGCAGAGGAGUUACUAAAGGACUUUCUUGGAAGGGAAAAUGCCCGCUUGUUCUUGCAUGAGUUGUUGGCCUGGCUUCGAAGUCCCUACACAUCCCUGGAAAACUGGGAUCGCCAUGUGCAGUAUCGAAAUACCUCGAGAAGUUCCUCCAUUCGGGGUAUGCGUAGAUCAUCCCAAAACUAUGAACAACCUCGCCGCAGUGCAUCCCCACAGAAUUACAAUCACAGUCUUUCCGAACCGCCUAUAGAAUUAUCGGCAUCUGAUGUACGGAGGGACUUUUCUAUGCCAGGCUCAGACAGCGGGGGUAAUCGGGGCUCACGGCGCGACAAUGGGCAGUCCCAUCACCGUAGAGUAUCUCUAAAGGGUGGCAACGAUAGGAGCCUUUUUGAACGAGUUUCGAGACCGGACCAGUCGACAUUGCAUUCAAGAAGAGAUGCACGAAGUAAUCAAUAA